AAGAGAUGGGUUUUGCUUCAAUGAAGAUUUUUGUUGUUCUUCAGCUUUUAUUGGUCUUGUUGAGUAGUGUCAGUGCAGGAGAGCCAUUCGAUAAGGCUCACCCACCGAAACCAUUUCAUAUGCCACACCCUAUUCAUCAUUCAACUCCACCUAGUUACGCACCAGCUCCUUCUCCUACCGACCACCACCACCACCACUACCACCACUACUCUCACCCUCCGAGUCACGCACCGAGUCAUUCUCCUCAUUCCAAUAGAAAGCUUGUCGCUGUGCAAGGUGUUGUUUACUGUAAGUCAUGCAAGUACUCAGGCAGUGAAACCCUUACCGACGCUACUGCCUUCUCAGAUGCGGUUGUUAAACUAGUGUGUUACAACAGAAAGCACGUUACGGAAGUAGAGGGAAAGACAGACAAGAACGGCUACUUCUUCAUAGAAGCACCAAAGACUGUGAGCACCUACGGAGUUCACAAAUGCAAGGUGUUCUUGGUUUCAUCACCCAAACUUACGUGCAGUCUGAAGACUAACCUUCACGGUGGAGUUACUGGAGCUACCUUGAUGUACGAAAAGACCAAAACGCCACUCUCCUAUGCACUCUAUAGUGUUGGACCUUUUGCCUUUGACCCACCCAAGUGUUAAAC
Telopea speciosissima is the source of this 637-nucleotide messenger RNA. RefSeq names its product non-classical arabinogalactan protein 30-like. The record is from RefSeq and is a predicted model, not a curated record. NCBI's taxonomy places the organism in Eukaryota, Viridiplantae, Streptophyta, Magnoliopsida, Proteales, Proteaceae. The transcript is spliced from 2 exons. Bases 6 to 635 code for a protein of 209 amino acids.